AUGGCUGACAAGUACAUCAUCCGGGUGACCGCUGGGUCAAAUUACGACGUGGACAGCCAUCAGGUGGUUCCAGUCAACUCGCCUGAGCUUACCAGGAUCAGCAAUGAGUUCAUGGACAUUGAUCUCAACGUGCGAGUACAAAACUACAAGGGCCUGCCCAAGAACUCCCCAGCCACUUCGGCCUACUUCUCGCAACCUCCACAUGACUACAACAAGGAUCAAUAUAGCAUAUCACUGCAGUUCAAACCUAAGAGGUCGUAUGCAGGUAGCUUGCCCGGCUCCCAGAAGGGCGAACCUCCGGUGGCCAAUGGGACUGCGAUUGAACCCGACGCUUCUGGCGAAGCCGGGGACGAGGAGGAAGACGAGGAGCCCAGCAACGGAAUUUCUGCCGCGGAUCUCCAGUUUGGCAACGAUUUUGAUCAUCCGAUUCGUGACCGACUACCGCCGGGGUUCAAUACGGCCAUGAGCAUCGUGAAAUGGUGGAUUGAUCCUGGCCUGGAUGGUGAUGCGUACGCUGAUCAGCCAUACCUAUACGGCCCGGCGCUCUCGUCUUUCAAUGCAAUUCACGUUGGCAAGGCCGAGCACAACCCAGAAAAGGGCGGCCUGUGGUUUGAAGAGGGAGGUGAUGAAGCUGGUCUCGCAGCACGCAAGGCUAUUGGCGCGCCAGAUACCGCCAAGGCACGAAUGAAGUGGGCGCUCAAGGAGGACAGUAAGGCCAAGUGGACGUUUGAGUAUGGAAAAACGUAUUGUGCCGACUUUUUCAAUCCUUACCUCGACUUUGGCGACUUUAGCUUGAAGCUCCCUGGCUUUACACUCCCCAUUAUGAAGUAUUGGGACGGCCAGGGUCUACGAUACGUACUACGAAACAAGUCGACAAGUGAUACUUACCUGGUCGUCAUAUUCAGUCUAUACUUGAAGGAAGACGUUAACGAGGAUGGCUCACUCAAGCCUGCGGCAAUAGAAUCGCACAAGAAGGUAGAGACGGGAUCUGUGGAUGUGACGAGCGAAGCAGCUGGCGAAGCAGAGGACCCAAAAGUCCUAGAAGAAGCUAGAAAGAAGUUGGAGAGCUUGGAUGUUGGGAAAGAUUCAAUCGAUGCGACAAACGACGACGAUGUGGAUUAG
Pestalotiopsis fici W106-1 is the source of this 1122-nucleotide messenger RNA. RefSeq lists its product as uncharacterized. Bases 1 to 1122 code for a protein of 373 amino acids. Lineage: Eukaryota; Fungi; Ascomycota; Sordariomycetes; Amphisphaeriales; Sporocadaceae. The transcript has 2 exons. The record is from RefSeq and is a predicted model, not a curated record.